GCUUGCUUCACUGUACAGGCUGAAAGUCCUUUCGCUUCGACUGAGUACCAAUACCAUAGCAAAAGCUGCCACAUAUAAUUCCUAAAGAACAGAACUAUUGGAAUGAGCAGGGGGGGCCCAGGGUCGGGGAGAUGCCUUAUGUGGAUCGGCAGAGCCGUUUCUGUGGCUUCCUGGACAUAGAGGAAAAUGAGAACAGCGGCAAGUUCCUGCGCCGCUACUUCAUCCUGGACACCAGUGAGGGCAGCCUGGUCUGGUACAUGGACAACCCACAGAACCUGGCUAAAGGAUCAGAGAAUGUCGGCUCCCUCAAACUCAGCUACAUUUCCAAGGUUAGCGACGCCACAAAGCUGCGUCCAAAGGCUGAGUUCUGCUUUGUUAUCAACGCGGGGAUGAGGAAGUUCUACCUCCAGGCAAAUGACCAGCAGGACCUGUUGGAAUGGGUCAACAUUCUCAACAAUGCCACCAAGAUCACCGUGCCCAAGUCGGGGGACCCCCAGUCCUACACAGAGGCCCACCAGGAGUCUCUGGGUGCCAUGAAACAGGUCUCCUACAGGACUGACAUCAUAGGGGGGGUCCCCAUAAUCACUGCCACCCAGGAGCAGGGGGAGGGGCAAAAUGGGGUUGAAAGGGGGGCUCUGAGGAAAGGCCAUGGUCCGCUCCCCUACUUCCUGGGUCGGGGAUGCCAGGACCAGACAGUCAUCAAGGCUGGAUACUGUGUGAAACAGGGCGCUGUGAUGAAGAACUGGAAGAGGAGAUACUUUCUGCUGGACGAGAACGCAGUCAGCUACUUCAAGACUGACCAGGAGAGGGACCCUCUCAAAGUGAUUCAGUUGAAAGAGGUUCACAAAGUCCAGGAGUGCAAACAAAGUGACUUAAUGAUGAGGGACAAUCUGUUUGAGGUAGUCACCAGCUCCAGAACAUUUUACAUUCAGUCGGACAGUCCAGAGGAGAUGCACAGCUGGAUCAAGGCCAUCAGCGGUGCCAUCGUGGCCCAGAGAGGGCCAGGUCGCUCCGCAGCCUCGGAGCACAGGGACCCCUCCUCCUCCUCCUACUACAGCAGCAGCGACCAGACCCCCCAUGUCCCACGGCCCCCAGCCGUCUCUCCAGUGCCCCUCCCCCACCCCCCAGCAUGCUCGUCUAGCCCCGCCCCCGCGGGCGCUCAGCCUGACGCUGGACAGCCAGGACUUCCUGGGCCUGUUGCCGUGGCGAGGGCACCAGGGCGCGUCGCCCAGAUCCCGCCUGUCGCUCCAGGAGACGCGCAUCUCCAAGUGACGGGCCAGGACCACGAGGCGUCGCCGUGGAAACGGCGCAGCGAGGUAGGGCUGGUAAACAGAAAGUGCGACGUUCUGGAAGAUUCCGUCCCUCUGGAGGACACAGACCUGCAUGUCAGCCUGGUGUGACAGGGCUCUCUCUCUACACCCCUCUGCCCCUCGCUCUCCCCACCCACCACCAGCGUCACACCACCCCCAAUCCUGCCCUGCUUCAUAUGACUCCACUUCCCCCUCCCUCCCCCAGUGCCCAUCCUGUUGAAUGGUCAUUAGUGUCUCUUGCUGGCACUAACGGGACUGGGACAGUCAAAUCCAGGAGGCAAUUGGACAGAGCUCAUCCAAUCAGAGCUCGUCUUGUCCAGCCUGAUUGACCAAUCAAAGCACAUGUUGCCUGGCCCGGGAGACAGGAAGUGGCUCCAUGUGAUCCAUGAUUGUCUAUUUAGCUCUGCUCUCCUCAUUCAGUGAUAGGAUGCUGUUUCAAGCUUCUUUCGUGCUAGUUUUUUUUAUUGACAUGAUUUCCGAUGUUUGUUUCUUUUUGUCUGUAUUUUCUGGGGGUGGAUGCUGGGAAGGUUCUGUACUAGUGCUCAGUCUUCUGUAACAUACUGAACCUUUCAUUCAUGCCCCCUUAUGUCCUUGUACUUCAUACCUAGAGUAGCAUGUUCACCUCUCUCUCUGGGGAGAUCUGUGGAUAUGAGAACUCCAACUCAUAUCUUAAGGAACUCCUACAUGGAGUGUCGACAGGACUAUUUGCCUCUGUUCUGGGUCAGGCUUGUAAGAAAAGGGUGAUGGGUGUCAUUUAACGUACAGGGAGAGUAUAGGUUGCUUUUGUACUGAUGUGAAUUAAAAGAAGAGUUUAUAUAUUUUGACUUGGAGACUGCCCUCACUACUAUUUACCCACAAGGAUGUGUUUUAGAUGUCUUGUGCUUUUUAUAGGUGUGUACUUUUAAAGUUGAGAAUUUUCAUUUGAAUCCAAAGCAUGGAAAUAAAGUAGAUGUUCAUAAAGAGACAUGAAGCCAAAUCCAGAAGAACACCAUCCCUCUUGUUUUUGUUAUGGAAUCUACAGUAGAUGUGUUAUAUUGAUGAUGAAAUGCAUACAUAACACAUGUAUUGUAGUUCUAUCCCCAUACAUACUGUACAUACUGUACAAACACAUCAUGUGUUUGCCAAAUGAAGUCCUGCACUGUAUGGUCCUGUGCCUGUCUGCCAAUGUUUGCAUGUGCGUAAGGGGGCUUUCCCCACAGGGGUACAGGGGAUACGUACUGUAGUAAAGAACAGAACCAGAGGCCUGGUGGGUAAGGCCUUCACCUGGCACUUUGUGGACACACUAGGAUAUCUUUAAUGAUGCUUAGUCUGUGGUUAUCUACUCUUUUAUACGGCCCUGUCCCCUGACUCUUAUCUUCUUCAUACCAUUUAUACUUGUUGGUGUUGUGUGACUGUUGGGAAGUGGAAGACCUUGUAAUGACCCAAAGAUGGUUAGAUCUACAUUCAAAUAUAUACGUUCAUGGAGGCUUUGUUACAUUUUAAAAUAGUAAUGAUAGAUUAGGCAAUCUAGUAUUUCCUGGGUUAGAUCAAGUUGGGAUGGAAGUUUGGGGCCAGAGUUGGCUCCAAGGAUGUUGCUUAGCAGCUUCUGAGGUGGACCGUGCCUGCCUUCAUGUCCAAGAUGGUGGAGGAGUUUGUUUCUUUGAUCUAAGCUGUACUUGCUGUGGUCCUGUGACCUGUUAUCCUGUGACUGUGUUGCACAACUGUACUGUUGAGCUGGUGAAGUGCCUGCAUUAUUUCUAUUGAGAAAAACAAAAUAUAACAAAACUAGAUAUUUUGACCCUUUGAAAUUAUGUACCUGAUGUUGUUAGAUCAUGUGCAUUAUUUAUUAAGGAAAGUUUGAAAAUAAAUCAAUCAAUGUAA
This is a messenger RNA of Hypomesus transpacificus, 3170 nucleotides long. RefSeq names its product pleckstrin homology domain containing, family A (phosphoinositide binding specific) member 1b (gene plekha1b). Gene Ontology annotation, cellular component: membrane; cytoplasm. The record is from RefSeq and is a predicted model, not a curated record. The coding region runs from base 132 to 1400 and encodes 422 amino acids. The transcript has 12 exons. Gene Ontology annotation, molecular function: PDZ domain binding. Lineage: Eukaryota; Metazoa; Chordata; Actinopteri; Osmeriformes; Osmeridae.